Triticum dicoccoides is the source of this 1132-nucleotide messenger RNA. RefSeq names its product ras-related protein Rab-2-A-like. NCBI's taxonomy places the organism in Eukaryota, Viridiplantae, Streptophyta, Magnoliopsida, Poales, Poaceae. Bases 46 to 975 code for a protein of 309 amino acids. The transcript has 5 exons. The record is from RefSeq and is a predicted model, not a curated record. Gene Ontology annotation, molecular function: GTP binding; GTPase activity.
CCCUAAUCCGGCACCCGCCGCUCCGACCCCUCCCGUCACGCACGCAUGAUCGGCCAACAGGGCUCGCCCGUUCGUUCCACGUCUGAAUCGCGGGGUGCUGACGUUGACCUGUCGAUUGUUGCAGGCGUCGGGAAGUCGUGCCUGGAGCAGCAGUUCACGGCCAGGGCGUUCCCGGAGGAGCACGAGCCCACCAUCGGCGUCGAGUUCGGCACGCGCACCAUCGCCGUCCACGACAAGCGCGUCAAGCUUUACAUCUGGGACAUGGAGGGCCGCGAAACGUACGUAUCUGUCACUCAGCAGUGCUACUACAGAGCUGCUUGUAUCAUUUUGGUUUAUGAUAUCACAAGGAGGGAGACUUUUGAUCAUAUUGCUGUAUGGCUAUCAAGAGCAAGAAAGCUAUCGAGAGCCGGUGUAACAUUGGUGCUGAUCGGGAACAAAUGCGAUCUGUCUCACAUGCGUGCUGUCGGCUAUGAGGAAGGUCGAAAGUUUGCCAAGAGGCACAAACUGGUGUUCAUGGAGGCCUCUGCAAAAACCACACAAAAUGUUGAGGAGGCAUUCGUUGUGACCACCGAAACAGUAUACCAGAAAGUCGAAGAUGGUGUCAUCGACUUGUCUGAAAAGUUUGUUGGAUUCUUACAUAUGCCUGAGAACAUUACACCGAGCCAAUCUGGAGGUGUAGCUGGAUCAUCCUAUGGAAGGAGUAAUUGCUGCUUGGUCUGGUGCCGAAAAUUGGCUUGCCAAUACGCAGGCAAGGCAAAAAAAUGGCUGUCAAUUGGUUGGCAACCAAGUUACUUUGCCAACCUCUCGAAACUUGGGAAUUUUUGUCAAGCUUUGGAGUUGCCGAAUGUUGGCAUGCCAAUAUGCUGGCUAGCCAAUUUUUGGCUGUCAGCCAAGCAUGCUCUGAACUCAUGGCGCAAAAAUGGGGCGACGGUAGCCGACGAAGCUGAGAAACCGAAUGAUCGGUUUAUGUGCUAACUUAGUAGUAUGUAUAUAUUAGGUUGCGGUGCCUAUAUGAGAUUCCAAGUUCAUGCGAUGCUUUCCCUAUGAACCCAUUAGUUGCUCAUGCGCUGUUAAACCUCCGAAAACGGAACAAUCGUAUGCUGAAGUGCUAAAGGCAGGAAUGUUAAUGCUG